CGCACGUAACUUCAACCGAAUACCCCUACACAGUGCGGACUAGCCUGGAUAAUGUCAACGAAGAAACCUUUAUGAAGUCAGUGUGGGGUAUAAUACGUAUGUUUCUGACGUGACGGUGCUGUCAAAAACCUAGUUUGGUUGACAUAAUUUGUGCAAACAUAGUACAACAAAUAAAAUAUUGGUUUGGCUAGGUUCCUUCGGUUGAACGCCCACAUGGCAUCAGUAGAACAAGCCAAGCGGGAGCUAUGUAAGCAUGCAUUCUUACAAGUCCAGAAAUACCUGGCGGUGGCUGGCAAGGAUGGCCAGGAGUCGUUCGACUUCCGCCGCAACGUGCGCAAGAAGGACGCGCUCAACAUCGACCUGGCCACCAACAAGGAGGUCAUGGCGGAGCUGGGCAAGUUCAGGGAGACGGGCGAGGCGGCGAUGCUGGCGUCGGGGGCCAUGCAGGUCCCCCCCGCGUACGGCCCCGGUGCCGCAGCCGCCGCCAAGGCCCCCGCCAAGAGCGGCAAGGGGGGCGGCGGGGCAGCCGCAGCGGCAGGCGGCGGCCCCGCACUCCCGCCUCCUCCUCCCCUGGGCCCCCUCAAGAGCAGCUCCCUGGCAGCAGCCAAGCCCAGCAAGUCGGGCGCCAAGGGUGCAGGUGCAGGCGGCAAGGCGGAGGGCGGCCCCUCCCCCUCCUCGCCCUCGCUGCCGCCUCGGAUAGGUGCCAAGGUGAACCGCUGGUGGCCCAAUGAGGGGCAGUGGUACACGUGUGUGGUGACGGACUACAACAGCGAGACACGGCUGUACAGGCUAACGUACAACCUGGGCAGCGCGCAGGAGACGUACGAGGACUUCAACCUGGACUCCGCCGACCCCUCCGUCUUCGAGCUGACGGGGGAGAAGGUCAACCUGCUCACAAAGACAGGCAGCGCGGCGGUGAACAAUUCGGUGGUGCUGCAGCCCUUCCUACGCGGCGCGGGAGCAGCAGGCGGAGGGGGAGGAGGAGGCGGAGGGGGAGGCGGGGGAGGAGGCGGGGGAGGAGGCAGCAAGGCGAGCAAGAAGCGGCGCAACAACCACAGCAGCGACGAGGAGGAGGAGGAGGUUGACGAGGACAGCGACAGCGACUGAUCGGGUCAGGAGCGACUGAUCGGGUCAGGAGCGACUGAUCGGGUCAGGAGCGACUGAUCCGGUCAUGAGCGACUGAUCGGGUCAGGAGCGACUGAUCGGGUCAUGAGGGGCGACAAGGCCGUGCACAGCUUAGGGCGCGGAGAGGUUUAGAAAGAGAGCAGUGCUUGGUCGCUUCACAAUGGCGGCGUUGUUGGUGUUUGUGCAUAUAUUGUUUUUGUACCAUCAUACUACCUACGAUACGACUUGCCUAGGGGACUUGCCUGGCGUGACAUGUGCAACUGCCGACCAGUUGAUAUACCGGUACGUGUGGCUUGUCGUCGGUCGUAUGUUGGGAUCAGGCUCAGAAGCAGCGCCGUAGUUACGGUAAACCCUUCCGAUGCCAAGCAGGGUUAAGCGGUGGCCCGUAGGUUCUAAGGUUUGUAGUGGAGAUCAGCUACUGGUACUACUUCGCUUCAGCUACUGGCAAUACUUGGCUUCAGCGCAGCAGCCGUUAGGUUUGGUUUCUUGGGGCCGGCAGAAGGUUGCGUUGGAGUCCGGUAUGUACAACGGCACGUUGGCAACUGAAGGUAGAACAGAAGGUAUGUGUGUGGGCUUCAGGUCGCGCCCAACCAACGUUUACCGGUAGCACGAAAGGGCAUCAGGACAGAGAAGGAUCGAGGAGUCAGGCAAUCUUGUUUUUAGGCGACUUGGUGUGUUGGUGCUGCUACUUUUAUGUCUUUGGGAACACAUCUAUCUGCCUUUGAGCUGCAGGGGAAAAGGGUAUAAGCCGUAUGUUGAAGAAGUGUCGUAGUGACAGCAGUACGGCGCCCGAGAUGACUCGUACCUUCAUCUGCCUGCUAUGGUGAACAAGCCUCCACAUGGAACGCUUGCCGUACAACCAACACGCUGAGUUGCCGUACAAUUUACACGCUAUCGUUGCGAAGUAAAGUGAAACGUUGGUGCCCACUCGCCCCGUUUAUUAAUGCAAUUAAAUGUUUGCCGUGUUUAAGCGACGUGCGCAAUGCCAUGUAAACACCACCGAGCUG
This is a messenger RNA of Astrephomene gubernaculifera, 2132 nucleotides long. NCBI's taxonomy places the organism in Eukaryota, Viridiplantae, Chlorophyta, Chlorophyceae, Chlamydomonadales, Astrephomenaceae. The record is from the annotation of a GenBank genome assembly.